CUUCCGGUAGUGCAUUGUCAAAAUAUUUUGGUCGUCCUGUUUUUCCGGUAGUUUUUCGCUUUUAUUGACAUUCGCUUUUGUUUUGUUGUUGUCUGCUUUGUGCUGCAUGCUUUACGAUAAAAAUUGCGAAUAGGUAUUUUGCGAUUUUUUCGUACAAAUACGUCCAAAAUGUUUAAAAAGUUUGAAGAAAAGGAAAGCGUUUCCUCUCUACAGCAGCUGAAGUCGUCUGUGCAGAAAGGCAUCCGUGCGAGACUGUUGGAAACGUAUCCAUUUCUGGAAACACACAUUGAUUUAAUACUCCCGAAAAAGGAUUCAUACCGCAUCGCCAAAUGCCACGAUCAUAUAGAGCUCUUAGUUACGGGGAACGGUGAAAUAGCGUUCUUCCGCCACCGUGAAAGUCAAUGGAUGCCUACUUUACGACUAUUACACAAGUUUCCAUACUUUGUGACUAUGCAACAAGUAGAUAAGGGUGCAAUAAGAUUCGUAUUGAGUGGUGCGAAUAUAAUGUGUCCUGGCCUCACGUCACCUGGCGCACAGAUGACGCCUGCCGAUAAAGGAACUGUUGUAGCUAUAAUGGCGGAGGGUAAAGAGCACGCAAUUGCUAUUGGCAUUACUACUUUGUCUACAGAGGAUAUCUCAAAAGUCAAUAAGGGAGUAGGAGUGGAAAACUUCCAUUACCUUAAUGAUGGUCUGUGGAAAAUGAAAGUUGUAAAGUAAAAAUUGGUUUAUAUUAUCUGAUAUGAUUAAAUAGAUAAUCGGAUAAGUUAGCCUGAAAUGUUUUGUAUUAAUAAUAUCGUAUUGUUUCAGUCUAGUUUUUUUGAUAACUGUCAACUUUAAAUAAAUUGAUGUAUGUAGGUAUA
Molecule: messenger RNA, 860 nt
Organism: Rhagoletis zephyria (snowberry fruit fly)
Lineage: Eukaryota; Metazoa; Arthropoda; Insecta; Diptera; Tephritidae
Product: malignant T-cell-amplified sequence 1 homolog
Biological process (GO): formation of translation preinitiation complex
Molecular function (GO): RNA binding
Source: RefSeq, a predicted model, not a curated record